AGAGAGAGAGAGAGAGAGACCGUGUGCGAGCGAGGGAGAGUGGGGAAGGAGAGGGAGGGGGGAUCAAAAAGGCAGAACUUCUGCGCCCAGCAACUUUUUCCCUUCGGCCGAUGAAGUGAGGGAGCGGGCGGCGCAGGAGCGGCUGCCGAGCGCGUCUCCCUUCCGGGCGCUCGGCGCUUCAUGUGGGCUGCCGAGGAGGAGGAGGCGGACUCGCCGGGAGCUGCCCGCUUGCCAGGCUCUGGAUCUAGGGGCGGACGGGGGCCCCGAGCGCCCCGAUCAUCUUUCCAGGACUUUCAGGACGCCGAUUAGGCAGAAGGCGGCGGCGGCGGCGGCGGCGGGAGGAGCCAGGAGCCCGGAUCGCCGGGCGCCCGGCCGCCGGGAUGUUCCAGCCCACCCCCAAGCGCUGCUUCACCAUCGAGUCGCUGGUCGCCAAAGACAGCCCGGCCUUGCCCGCCUCCCGCGCCGCCGAGGAUCCCAUCCGGCCGGCGGCGCUGAGCUAUGCCAACUCCAGCCCCAUGAACCCUUUUCUCAACGGUUUCCACUCCGCCGGCGGCCGAGGGGUCUACUCCAACCCGGACUUGGUCUUCGCCGAGGCCGUCUCGCACCCGCCGAACCCGGCCGCGGUGCCCGUCCAUCCGGUGCCCCCGCCUCACGCCCUGGCGGCCCACCCGCUCCCUUCCUCCCACUCCCCGCACCCGCUCUUCGCCUCCCAGCAACGGGACCCCUCCACCUUCUACCCCUGGCUCAUCCACAGAUACCGCUACCUGGGCCACCGGUUCCAAGGCAACGACACUAGCCCCGAAAGUUUCCUCCUGCACAAUGCACUAGCCAGAAAACCCAAACGGAUCCGCACCGCCUUUUCCCCAUCCCAGUUACUGAGACUGGAGCACGCUUUUGAGAAAAAUCACUACGUCGUCGGGGCAGAGAGAAAGCAGCUGGCGCACAGCCUCAGCCUCACGGAAACUCAGGUAAAAGUUUGGUUUCAAAAUCGACGGACAAAGUUCAAACGUCAGAAGUUGGAAGAAGAAGGUUCGGACUCGCAACAGAAGAAAAAGGGGACCCAUCAUAUUAACCGGUGGAGGAUCGCCACCAAACAAGCCAGUCCGGAAGAAAUCGACGUCACAUCAGAUGAUUAAAUUUAAAUCACCCCCCUUUUUUAAAAAAAAA
Messenger RNA from Pogona vitticeps (central bearded dragon), 1167 nucleotides. It is a transcript of the gene EMX2, whose product is annotated as empty spiracles homeobox 2. Gene Ontology annotation, molecular function: RNA polymerase II cis-regulatory region sequence-specific DNA binding; DNA-binding transcription factor activity, RNA polymerase II-specific. Gene Ontology annotation, biological process: central nervous system development; brain development; neuron differentiation. Gene Ontology annotation, cellular component: nucleus. NCBI's taxonomy places the organism in Eukaryota, Metazoa, Chordata, Lepidosauria, Squamata, Agamidae. The record is from RefSeq and is a predicted model, not a curated record.